AUUCUGUCCUUGCUGUGAAAAUCAGUCUUGGAUGCUGUGCUCAUCACUUAUAUGUCAGAAGGAAGCUUUCUUUGCCUGGGUGGCACAAGAUUUUAACAGAACUGAUAUGAAGAGCUCAGAAGGACUUUCUCAAGUGGAAAGUCAAUUCUGCAUGUCAGUAUUUGGAAAUUGAUGCUGUUUGCCUAAAGCUGCCAGCAUAAGGAACAACUGCAACCAACCACGAUGCAAGCACAUGAAUUGUUUAGACAUCUGAGAAUGCCAGAACUUGAUGAUGUCAGACAGUAUAUACGCACUCUUCCAACAAACACAUUGAUGGGGUUUGGUGCAUUUGCAGCUCUUACAACAUACUGGUAUGCAACCAGACCCAAAGCUCUGAAACCACCAUGCGACCUAGCCAUGCAGUCUGUGGAAGUAGAGGGUGGUGAGCAUGCUCGAAGAUCAUCCCUGCUUAAUAGUGAUGAGCUGUUGACAUAUUACUAUGAUGAUGUAAGAACAGUCUAUGAAAUCUUUCAAAGAGGUUUGGAGGUGUCAAAUAAUGGUCCCUGUUUGGGUGUUAGAAAACCAAAUCAGCCAUAUGAAUGGAUCUCUUAUAAAGAGGUCUCAGAGAGAGCAGAGUAUGUGGGUUCAGCGCUACUCCACAGAGGCUACAAGCCAGCUCCAGACCAGUACAUAGGAAUCUUUGCACAAAACAGACCAGAGUGGGUUCUCAUUGAACAGGGGUGUUACACCUACUCCAUGGUGGUGGUGCCACUUUAUGAUACUCUGGGAGCUGAUGCAAUCAGUUAUAUUGUGAACAAAGCUGAUGUAGCACUGGUUUUCUGUGACAAAUCUGACAAAGCCAAGCUUCUGCUGGAUAAUGUGGAAAGGGGAGAAACUCCAGUUCUCAACACCAUUGUUAUCAUGGAAUCCUUUGAUAGCGUUCUCGUAGAACGUGGGAAGAAGUGUGGGAUUGAAAUUCUCAGCCUGAGAGAACUGGAGGAGGUGGGGAGAGCUCACAGACAAAAACCUGUGCCUCCAAGUCCAGAAGAUCUAGCGGUCAUCUGUUUCACCAGUGGAACUACAGGAAACCCCAAAGGAGCUAUGAUUACUCAUCAAAAUAUAGUGAGCAAUGCUUCAGCUUUUGUGAAAGCUACAGAGAAAGCAAUCAUUCCUGCUACAGAAGAUGUUCUGAUCUCAUUCUUGCCCCUGGCCCAUAUGUUUGAAAGAAUUGUGGAGUGUGUGAUUCUCUGCCAUGGAGCUCGGAUAGGAUUCUUCCAAGGGGACAUCAGACUACUUAUGGAUGACUUAAAAACACUGCAGCCAACUGUAUUUCCUGUAGUACCAAGAUUGCUGAACAGGAUGUUUGACAAAAUCUUUGGACAAGCCAAUACUUCACUGAAAAGGUGGAUCCUGGACUUUGCUUCCAAGAGGAAAGAAGCAGAACUUAGAAGUGGCAUAAUUAGAAAGAACAGUCUGUGGGAUAAACUGAUCUUCCGCAAAAUACAGGCAAGUCUGGGAGGAAAAGUAAGACUAAUGAUCACUGGAGCAGCUCCUGUGUCUGCAAGUGUACUGACCUUCCUAAGAGCAGCUCUUGGUUGUCAGUUUUAUGAAGGCUAUGGACAAACUGAAUGCACAGCUGGAUGCUCCCUGACAUUACCUGGUGACUGGACAGCUGGUCAUGUUGGAGCACCAAUGCCUUGCAGUCUCUUAAAGCUUGUUGAUGUAGAAGAAAUGAAUUACUUUGCUGUCAAAGGAGAGGGUGAGGUAUGUGUGAAAGGGCCAAAUGUAUUUCAAGGCUACUUAAAGGAUCCAGAAAAAACGGCAGAAGCUCUAGACAAAGAUGGCUGGCUCCACACAGGAGAUAUUGGAAAAUGGCUACCAAAUGGUACCUUAAAGAUCAUCGACCGGAAAAAGCAUAUAUUCAAACUUGCACAGGGAGAGUACAUAGCACCAGAGAAAAUAGAAAAUGUGUAUAUGAGAAGUGAACCUGUUGCUCAGGUGUUUGUCUAUGGAGAAAGCUUGCAGGCCUUCUUAAUAGCUAUUGUAGUACCAGAUGCAGAGACUUUGUCUAACUGGGCCAAGAAAAAGGGAUUUGAAGGUUCAUAUGAAGAACUAUGCAAAAACAAGGACCUCAAAAAACAUAUUCUGGAAGAUAUGUUGAAAGUUGGGAAAGAAUCUGGCUUGAAGUCAUUUGAGCAGGUCAAAGGCAUUGCCCUGAGCAUGGAGACAUUUUCUGUUGAAAAUGGCUUGUUGACACCAACACUGAAGGCAAAGAGACGAGAACUACAAAAAUUCUUCAAGUCACAGAUAGAUGAACUCUCUACUAAUAUCAGGAUGUAACUGAGGGAAAAGUGGGUCGAAGAGAAUGGCAAACAUCCAGUCUACUGUUGGCCUUCAUAUUUGUAAUCUGACUACAGCAAACGUAGGGAAGGAAACUGUGCAAUCAUUAACUUGUACACAAAUGGGUACCUGCCAUAGGAAUACUGAAGAAAAUGGAACAUUGCCUUACUGUCCAGUUAUGUUGCAGACCAUUUUUAUGGUGACCUACAAUUUCCAAAAUUAGCCUUAAACUGUAAAUGUAACUAUGUGAUUAAGUUAUUUAAACUUCCUCAACCAAAAAUGUGACUUUUUUUUUUUUUUUUUUGUUAACCAGGGAAUUGGUUUCCUUGUUGCCAGCAUGUUCCUGUCUGCAGGAUACUUUGCAACUGUCCACUCCAAAGGAUUUAGCAUAUUGGAGAGGUCUCUAUUCUACUGCAGGGGAAACAGUUAAUCAUCAAAUAAAAAGCUAUAGCUGGUAACGGUGCUUCUUGCAUUAGCCCUAAAAUUUGUUAAGACCGUGUCCCAUUGAAGAGAACUCCCUUCAGCAUGCCCCAUUGAAGAGAUCUCAAGAAGCUUACUCUUGUGUAAGCUAGAAGUUGAAUACAAGUCAAAGGAGAAUACCCCUGUGCAGGUGGUGAAUGAUGCAAUACUGGCUCUCUAAAUUAGUCUGUUUUAAUUCUUCUGCAUUAGGAGGGUGGAUGCAACUAAUUCAUCAACAUAGCAAAAAUUAUUUAACAGAAGCUUCAGACAUAGUUGUAUAAAUGGAUCCAAACUCUGGAACAAGACUGGAAUUUAAAGAAGGAAACCAUUCAAGAGCUUGGCUGUGCUAAUGGCCAGGUAAAUGUACACCUUGCACUAGCCAAGUGACUCCUGCAAUGGGCCCCUACUGUACUUAAUAUGCUUUGUUCCAUUAACAUGCUAAGUGCUCUAAACACAGAAUAGCUUCUGUCACACUCCCUCAGCUGUCUGAUUUAAUGUAUGAGCAAUUGAGUACAAUGGAUGAGAGCAGAAAGCAAGAAUGUUUUUUCUAUCUGACACACUUUGAAGCAAUUGGAAGUAUUCAGGCAAGGUGGCAGAGGAGAGAGAGAGAGCGCGCACUAGACUUUUCCCUGAACAAAUUCCCAUAUAGUAUAAAAAUAUAGUCCACAGUUCAGUUGGAAAAUUGGCAGAAUUAAGCCUUGUUACAAAUAAAGAUUUACCACUAGCAUUCAUUACUGUUUGGAAACAUGGAUAUAUGUAAAAUACAAGCACAAGGUUUGCACUAAGAUUUGUGUGAUUGUAAUGCAUUAUUUAGUAUAACUUCAUACAUGUGUACCCUAAUUGCACACAUCCAUAUCAAUGCUCUUAGAAUAUCCAGUAACUUGUUACAUGGGAGUUCAAAUGUUUGCUUAGUGUUGGUUAUUUCUAUGUUUUUAUAAACCAAAACAAUUUCCAAAAUGAAUGAAGGAAACCAAAAUAAAUAUUUCUGCAUUUCA
Messenger RNA from Dermochelys coriacea (leatherback sea turtle), 3773 nucleotides. It is a transcript of the gene ACSL1, whose product is annotated as acyl-CoA synthetase long chain family member 1. The coding region runs from base 223 to 2319 and encodes 698 amino acids. NCBI's taxonomy places the organism in Eukaryota, Metazoa, Chordata, Testudines, Dermochelyidae. The transcript has 21 exons. Gene Ontology annotation, biological process: long-chain fatty-acyl-CoA biosynthetic process; long-chain fatty acid metabolic process; very long-chain fatty acid metabolic process. The record is from RefSeq and is a predicted model, not a curated record. Gene Ontology annotation, molecular function: arachidonate-CoA ligase activity. Gene Ontology annotation, cellular component: membrane; endoplasmic reticulum.